Rhopilema esculentum is the source of this 1305-nucleotide messenger RNA. RefSeq lists its product as uncharacterized. The record is from RefSeq and is a predicted model, not a curated record. Lineage: Eukaryota; Metazoa; Cnidaria; Scyphozoa; Rhizostomeae; Rhizostomatidae.
AUGAAAGAAUGGCUUGAUAGCAAACGAUUGAAGCCUUACAGUACCAGAUACAUAAGUCCAAAUUCACAAAAUGAACUUUUAGAGAUCAUGGGGGAGAGUGUUAGAGAAAGAAUAAAAGAUGAGAUUGAGUGUGCUAAAAUGUUGUCGGUUUCGGCCGAUACAACACCCGAUGUUAGCAAUAAGGAUCAAAUGGUUGUGGCUGCAAGAUAUAGUGGUGAAAAAGGAAUUGCGCGCGAGAGAGUCGUGGAAAUGAAAGAGUGCAAUGACAAACAUGGAGAUAAGACAGCAGAAUGUAUUCUCAAGUGUCUGGAAGCAAAUGAAAUUAAUGUGAAUUAUCUCUGCUUCCAAACAUACGAUUUCGCAAAUAAUAUGUCUGGGAGAAUUGCAGGGGCACAGAGGGUUCUACAAGAUAUUCUUGAAAGACCAGUCCCGUACAUUCCAUGUCAAGGGCAUCGAUCUAAUACUUUCAACGAGCAUUGUGCAAAAAAAAGUGUCAUAAUUACGUCGAUGUACGAUAAUCUUCAGGAUAUAUAUGUUUUCUUCAGUGCCAGCUCCAAACGAAACAAAAUUUGCAAUAAAGAAGUUCAAGAAGUUGAUGAGUACUCCUUGAAACUCCGCAACAUGUCUAAAACGAGAUGGGUCUACUCUUCAGAGUCGAUAGAAGCAGUGUGGCGAAGUAUACAAAGCAUACCCAAAGCAAUUGACAAAGUUGUCAGUGACGACAGCACAAAAAUGAAAGUAAAAGUGAAGGGUAAAGGCAUAAAGAAAAAGUGUCAGUCAUUUGACUUUCUUUUUGCAUUGAUGUUCAUGAGAUUAAUUAUGAAGAAAACAAAGAUUUUGACGAUGAAACUCAAAGCAGACGAGCUUAACAUCCUAGAUGCAAUGAAGUUAAUUGAAGCAACAGUAGUAAAUCUUAAGAAGAUUCGCAUUGAUAACAAGGCUAUGGAUGAAGAGUUGGAUGCUCUAAACGAGUGCGCUAAACAGCAUGGAAUAGAUUCAGCGGCUGAGUUUAGUAGAAAACAUCGACUCAGGUUGCAGCCAAGAAAGAUUGACAACGGUCCAGAAACAUCAGCGGAAUUUAAAUUUAAUUCCUUCUACAGAACAGAAAUGUGUUUUGUUCUCGAUUCUCUGAUAACAGAGUAUGGUGAAAAUAUCAAGGCAUGCUUCAAAAAAAUUGAGCCAUUGGCAAUGGCGUUGCAGCCACCACUCAAAACGAUGAACCCAGAAACAGUCCACACGAUCUUCGAAAGCUUUUCCCACCAGGCUUUCAUAUUGAAGCUAGAUGUUUUCAAGUCAAUUGAUUGA